CUUGUAGUUCCUCUCAACUCAAUGGUCGACAAAGAAAUGCGGCAAGGAGGAGAAAAGUGGAAAUAGAACUGCAUAUCUUCUUUCGAGCAGUUUGUAAACAAACAAAAACUUUAAUUUUGCUGGAAGUUUCUGUUAUGAGUGAUGCCAUUCUUACAAAGAGUAAUAGAGCCUGUUCAUGUGUGCAGAAAUACUCUACCUCUUGAUGAACAAGGUACUCUUGCAGUGGAUGUGCCAAAUGAGUUGGAAUGUGUUACUAAUGGAACAUUAGCUAACAUUAUUCGGCAGUUGUCAUCUUUAUCUAAACAUGCUGAAGAUUUAUUUAGCAGUUUGUUCAGGGAAUCUUCAUCUAUUGUAGCAAGAGCAACAUCUUUACAAGGACGCAUAGAUCGUUUGGCUGUCAAAGUCACCCAGUUAGAUUCGACUGUUGAAGAAGUUUCUUUGCAUGAUAUACACAUGAGAAAAGCAUUUAAGAGUUACAUCGUGUAUGAGCAGCAAGUGGUGUCUAGAGAAUCUAUGCCAGCAGCUAUGAGAGAAAAAUACUUUAUGUGUGACAAACCACCUCCAUUGGAUAAACUCAAUCCUUAUAGAGAGGAUGGAAAAGAUGGAUUGAAAUUUUACACUGAUCCAAAUUACUUUUUUGAUCUUUGGAAACAAGAAAUGCUGAAAGAUACUGAGAAAAUUAUACAUGAUCGUGGAAAAAAGGUCUCUCAUUCAAAGGAAGGGGCUGAGAAUCCGAACCAAAGAGUCAAACCUGAGUGUAAAAAACAUAGGAAGAACAGACAACCUCAUACAUCUAAAGAGAAGUACAAACAAAAUAUAUCAUCGGCCAAGGAAACUAAACCUUCUAACUAUAAUUACUAUUAUAGUGGCGUUCCUAUAGGCAACAAUCAAAUUCAACCGGAUGCUCAACCAAUUAGACCCAACAGUUUAGAGCUUCAUUCUCCUUACUUUAAUCAACAACAAGCUCCUUAUUCGGACAGCUCAAAACCACAAUAUCCUCCACCUCCGCCUGCCUAUACAGAGCACCCUAUAUCGCCACAACAACAUUAUCCACCACCCCCAUAUGCUGCUUCUACUCCUGAGAGACAAGUUUCUUCUCCGUCUGGAACUCCUACCCGAAAUAUUUAUCGUAUCAAUUCAUUGCGGCCAUCUCAGCCUCCGCCUGCUCCUCCAGCACUUAGUUCUGCAAGCUCUAGUGGAUCGUCUACACCCACUGUUUCAGUCGGCACACCGUCAAGUGGAACUGGCCGAUAUCGCAAUAAUUCUCAAAGAGAUAACUUACCACCCCCACCACCACCUCCUGUUUCAACCACUACCGAAUCUCCUUUGCAUAAUUCUGUAAAAAGGAAAGAAUCUCAAACCUCCUCUGAUUUAAUCAUGUCUCCUUUGCACAGUCAUGAGGAAAAGCCACAAGGUAAUGGAAACAUGGAGAAGAAAAAUAAUAGUCCAAAAAACCUCUCACCUGGUAGUAAUAAUAGUGGAAGUGGAAGUAAAUCAAGUCUAGAUAAAACUAUGGAAGAAAAAUCUAAUGAGGAGGUAGAUUUGCCACCGCCACCUCCACUACCUCCAAGUAUUCCAAACGAGGAGCCGAAAGAAAAAGCAUCUACAUCUCCAAAAUCUGAAUCAUUACCGCGAGAAGAGCCUGUAUCGCAUCCUCCACCACCGCCUCCUCCUCCAUUGCCACCCUUGGAAGAUCUUGUCUUGGACAUAGCUGAAAAUGGUAGUAUUUCUGAAAAUCAAAAUAUGGAGGUUGUGUCAAUUACAUCUGAAUCAGCUAGUGAAACAUCAAGUGUUAGUAAAUUUAGUGAACAUUUUAACUCCAAAUCAAAAUUCUCUGGUCAAAAUGAUGGAAGAAGUGAUCUUUUGCAAGCUAUAAGAGAAGGUAUAAAACUACGGAGGGUUGAAGAUCAUAAACAAAAAGAAGUAGAGAAAGCAGCUCCAUUGCAUGAUGUUGCUUCCAUUCUCGCCCGAAGAGUAGCGAUGGAGUUUUCUGAUUCUGACUCACAAUCUGGGAGUGAAUAUGAUAGUGAUGGCUGGGAAGAAGAUGCUGAACAUGCCAAAACAUAACGAAAACUUUAAUACUUAAACAUUUUUAGGAUAAUUGGAAUUCUGUAAUUUGUCUGAAAGAGGAAGAUAGCAUCAUCAAGCUCUCUGUCCUGCAUACUGUGAUGUUUUUGAACUGCUAAAUUCUGAUUCGAACAAAAAUAUUACUCUUCUAAAUAGUUUAAAAUUAAAUUUGAUUGUUUGAAGAACCUUUAAAAAGUUAAAUAAUAUGUUGCUUAUAAUAAAUAUAUAACUAUAGAAAUUAAAAUUAUGAAAUGUUCCAUAGUGUAUACUUUAGGUCAGAUGUUACAACUUUAUAAUGUUUAUUGUGUAUUAUAUUUCAACAAAAUAUUUAAACUGUUGCCUUUUAUUAAUAAGUCAUAUAGAGCACGGAAAGUUAAAUAUAUAUAUUAGGUUAUCAAAUAUUCACAAAGCUGAUAUUUUUCUCAUUAUGGCAUAUGAUGAAAUAUUUAAUAUCUGUACAACAAAGAAUGAAAUCUAAAGUAAACCUAGACAGUCUUUUUUUUUAAAUUUUUAUAUUUGUUGCCAACUAUUGCAGUAUAAUUAAAUAUUUGAGUUUAAUAAUUUUACUAUAACAAAGUUAUGUUAUGUGCUCCAUUCGCUUAAUAAAUAAUUAUGAAUUACAUCAUGACUGUCAGAUAGUUUUACAUUAAAGUAAGAUUUAUUUUGCUGUUAAAUUUUAAAAAAAAGUAUAGAAAAAGACAUAAAAUUUAUAAGAAUACGCCAAAUACAACAUAAUAUUUAAAAUCUAAACAAUUAUGGAAUCUAUAGUAAAUUUAUGCAGUAUUUGUUUUUUUAUCGUUAUAAUUCUUGCUAAUAAAAUAAUAAAAUUAAAUAUUUGUAAUUGCAGAAUAUGCUAUAAUAAUAUUUAUACAAUAUAUGCUUGAUUCACUUUAAAAACAGAUUAUAAAAUGUGUUCACUGGAAUGUUAUUUUACUUAAAGUUUAUUUUGCUGCUGAAUUUUAUGCCAAAACAUUAAGAAAAUUGAGAGAGAAAAAAUUUGCAAUAAUGUUCCAAGUUAAUCUUCAUUAUGUACUCUGUUCACUCUAUCUGUGCUUUUAUCAUAUUUAGAAUUAAUAGCAAUGCGUUAUGUUAUCACAAUUUUAUAAAGAUUGAUGUUGGAAAUAUAUGAUUUAUAUGGUUGUUUUGAAUUUUAAUAGCUUGAUGGUAAUUUUCUUUCAGUUUGUAAGUACAAAAUGUUACUUAAAUAAAGUUAUGUGACAAGGAGUAUAAGCACAAAUGUGGCACAAUGAUAAAGAUAAAUCAUUGUAAUUUUUUAACAGUUUUGUUGUGUGAUUAUAAAUUUCAAUAAAUUGUUUGCAGCUUGAUUCCUAAUUUGAAGUUAGAGUUCUCAGUUUUUUAAUUGACUACAUAGUUUUGAUGUUCAUGUAUAUCAAUCAUAAAGUGUAGACAUUUUUUAUUGUGUGAUCAUUGAGAUUGUGUGUUUGUGCUGUACCAAUUAUUGGUGUUUUACUACUUAAAUAUUUUAAUGUAUGGUAAUGUAAAAUCUUAACUUUAAGUAAUUUUUUUUUAUUUAUUUAAGGGUAAUCUAAUGUACUGCUUAAUGGUUUUCUAUCUCUUAUAUUUAUUUAUUGAAUCUCAUUUAUGCUCUUAUUUUAAACAUAUAUUUUGCUGUAAUGUGUUCAUUUUGAAAUUAAAAAUAUUUUGUGUCUGUCUAGUAGAACACACAGUUCUACUUGUGAGAAGGUUUCUGCAGCAUUUUUAGUUG
Messenger RNA from Parasteatoda tepidariorum (common house spider), 3793 nucleotides. RefSeq lists its product as uncharacterized. The record is from RefSeq and is a predicted model, not a curated record. Lineage: Eukaryota; Metazoa; Arthropoda; Arachnida; Araneae; Theridiidae. Gene Ontology annotation, cellular component: SCAR complex; cytoskeleton. Gene Ontology annotation, molecular function: Arp2/3 complex binding; actin binding; protein kinase A regulatory subunit binding. Gene Ontology annotation, biological process: positive regulation of Arp2/3 complex-mediated actin nucleation; actin cytoskeleton organization.